Penicillium riverlandense is the source of this 2058-nucleotide messenger RNA. It is a transcript of the gene chs3, whose product is annotated as putative chitin synthase activator (Chs3). Gene Ontology annotation, molecular function: protein binding. The transcript has 3 exons. The coding region runs from base 1 to 2058 and encodes 685 amino acids. Lineage: Eukaryota; Fungi; Ascomycota; Eurotiomycetes; Eurotiales; Aspergillaceae. The record is from RefSeq and is a predicted model, not a curated record.
AUGGCGAGCUCAGCAGCCAACAACUAUCGCCAGCAGCCACUCGCUUCCCCUCCACCAGCCUACAAUCCAUCCUCCCCUCUCUCAACACAGCCCAACACGCCACGAACGGUACCCCCGCAGCCGAGCUUGAGCAUUAAUCGAAAGCCCCUGCCAUCGUCGACAUCCCAGACCGUGACAUCAACGGUCCAUGAUUCGCCCCUUUCGUCGUUGCAGAUCGACAAUGGGGCCGAGCUCUCGCAGCCCGAAAGCGCGCAGAUCCAGAAUGCGCAAGAUGACCACGGCCCCGAAACACCGCAGCUGCGACUGCCCGAUGUCGCAGCGAUGUCGCUAGAGGAUCCAGUACCACCUCAACAAGAGACCUGGAACCCAUCGUACCCGCAACGAAAAGACUCCAUGCGACCGCCGGUGUAUUUGCAGUCGGAGCAGCCGCUCGACCAGACUCCCUCCGGCAGCGAGGAUGGCCACGGCAACGCCCGAAAGGCCAGCUCGUUCAUUGAGCGAGAGGCGCAAAGUGGAAGCCACAACAGUUCCUCUCGCGGCAGUUUGGAAAGCCUGGCGCAGACUUCGGACAGUUAUGAACCGCUCCACUACCACCACCAGCAAUACCAAAAUUCCAGGACCGGUCUUCGAUCAGUAUCUGCCAUGAAUCCAGCGGAAAAUCGGUCCGGAUCUACGGGUAAUUUAGUCGCUCAGCGUUCUCGCAUUGCGCGGCCGCUCUCUGCAUACUCUUCAAUCUCCGACUUUGGCGGUCAUCGGCGCAAUCUCUCCGCAUCACCUUAUAUGCAUGCUCGCUCGUCAUCACGGAACUCAACUGCGUCGCCAGACAACCGAUCGCUCUCACUCCUGGAUCUUCUGAACACCUCAUAUCCCCAGCCUGGCCCCGUGGCUGCCCAGCUCGAUAACUCGUAUCUUCGAACCGCUGUCGGGAACAACGCAUCGCUGCUCACCAAUAAACAGACCUUUGAGAUGUAUCUGGCCAAUGUGAAGAAGACCGACGAGCCAUCCGUUCAAUACGAGUUUGCGGUGUUUAUGGUCAACUCGAUGCGUGAGAUGCCCAAUGUGGAUCUGGAAGAUGGGGGCACCAUUACCCGUGCCAGACUGGGCCGAGAAGCUCGAUCGAUUUUGCAACGCCUCGCUGACCGCAGCUAUCCAUUUGCACAAUACUAUCUUGGAGAUGGGUAUGCAUCUGGUCUGUUCAGUAAAGGAAAAGAAGACUACGACCGGGCAUUCCCGCUCUUUGUGGCGGCCAGCAAACACGGCCACGUCGAGGCUUGUUACCGUGUAGCUCUGUGCUACGAAUUCGGGUGGGGCUGUCGAGUCGAAGGAGGACGUGCGGUUCAAUUCUACCGCCAGGCAGCGUCCAAGAACCACCCGGGUGCCAUGCUGCGCAUGGCCAAGGCAUGCUUGGGAGGUGAUAUGGGACUGGGCAAACGGUACCGGGAAGGCAUCAAGUGGUUGAAGCGCGCCGCAGAGUCCUCCGAUGCGCAAUACAAUUCGGCUCCGUACGAAUUGGGCCUGCUCCACGAGACCGGCUACGGCGACGACGUCUUCAAGGACGAAUCCUACGCCGCACAGCUUUUCACCCGUUCCGCCGAGCUGGGUCAUGUGGAGGCAUCCUAUCGUUUGGGAGAUGCCUACGAGCACGGGAAAUUGAACUGUCCACGAGACCCGGCAUUGAGUAUCCAUUUCUACACCAAUGCGGCCCAGAAUGGGCAUCUGCUAGCCAUGAUGGCUCUGUGUGCUUGGUACCUGGUUGGCGCCGAGCCUGUUCUUGACAAGGAUGAGAUGGAGGCGUACGAAUGGGCUGCACGGGCUGCGGGCCUUGGCCUUGCAAAAGCACAGUACGCCAUCGGUUACUUCACAGAAAUGGGCAUCGGGUGCCACCGUGACCCCCUCGAGGCCAACGUCUGGUAUGUCAAGGCAGCAGACCAGGGCGACGAGCGGGCCAAGCACCGAAUUGCUGCUAUUCGGGCCGCCGCAGAUGGGGGAAUCCCGCCUUUGUCGCCCGGAAUGGCGGCGUCCGACAAGGGCGUCAAAAAGCGAUUCGUCAUCUUUUGA